Molecule: messenger RNA, 2140 nt
Organism: Sander lucioperca (pikeperch)
Lineage: Eukaryota; Metazoa; Chordata; Actinopteri; Perciformes; Percidae
Product: putative ferric-chelate reductase 1
Exons: 17
Coding region: 113-1921 (602 amino acids)
Molecular function (GO): oxidoreductase activity, acting on metal ions
Source: RefSeq, a predicted model, not a curated record
CAGUGUAUAUGACUGGGAAAAUGAUAUUGCACUCAUGCUGGAGAUUUUUCCUUCUACUCCAGCAGGCUUCCAAGUGACUUUGUGGACGUGUAGCGGCUGAUUUAUCUUGGAGAUGUCUCCUAUGGGCUUGUAUUGCCUUCUCUUUAUCUCUGUCUUGGUGUGUUACUGGGUGCCAGCAGGCUGCUAUGCCGACGGCAAGGUCACCAAAGUCUGUGGCAGCAUGGAACCCCACCAUGGUGUCCCCAGUCAAACCGCUCACAGCCCCUACAGCCUAGAAACCAACAGCACUAAGUUCAGUCCCGGAGAUCAGAUCAAAGUCACCCUUGUCGGAACAUCGUAUUUUGAGGGCUUUCUACUUCAGGCCAGAGAUGCAGCCAAUCAGAGCUUGGUAUCCACAGUUGGCACCUUUACCUUGACCAAUCUGAAAAAGACACAGCUGCUCACCUGCAAUAAGCACCAGGGUUCAGCAGUGAGCCAUACGAGUGAUGCCAGACAGACAGAGGUUGUUGUCAUCUGGAAUGCUCCUACAUAUGCUCCCAGACAAGUUCAGUUUUUUGUGACUGUAGUGAAACACUACAGUCUAUUUUGGGUGAAACUGCCUGGGCCAAUCAUCUAUCAGCAUGGUGUUACUCCCCACCCACCUCAGUCAGACACUACACCUCCUCCAGUACAACCUACAACCACAGCCUCCAUCCUGCCUGGGCUUUUUACUUCUGAGGGAUGUGGCCAGUCAAAAUCCUGCCUGCUCGAUCCUCCUGGCUGUGAUCCAAAAGAAGACCCUCACUGCUUCUUCCUGUCCAUGACUACAGAGGGACCAGACAAAAUGUCUAUGGUAUUUGAGCUGAGUGGCCCAGCAGAGGGAUACAUUGCCUUUGCACUGUCCUGGGACAAAUGGAUGGGUAAUGAUGAUGUGUAUAUGUGUGUAAAAGAUGGGGAUAGAGUAUUAGUGAGUGCUGCCUUCGUCAGUGGACGGACACACCCUGAAGACCAGUCUGAGUCUGUCCUCUCCUCAGUGUCAUGGCGGCUGGCAGACGGACAUAUUCAGUGCAGAUUAAGUAGACCAGUCAAACUGACUAAUCAGAAAAGAGCCCUCUAUGAUCUGGACAAAGACUACUUUCUGUUUCUAGCCAACGGACAUGCUCAGUACGGUAAAGUGUGGAAACAUAGUCAGCAGCCAUUAAUCUCCAGCCACAGAAAACAUCUCACUGGACCACCAGAGAUCCUCAGAGGCUCCCGGGCACCCAUCAUUAUGAAAAUGCAUGGUGCACUAAUGCUGUUAGCCUGGAUGCUAACAGGAAGUGUUGGUACCUUCAUUGCCAGCUUUUACAAAUCUGAUUGGCCAAAUCAAACUGUCUUCGGCCAGAAAAUCUGGUUCCAGGUUCAUCGAGGCCUAAUGAUUCUAACUGUGACUCUGACCAGUGUAGCCUUCUGCCUCCCAUAUUUCUACAGGAAAGGUUGGAGCAAGCAUGCAGGUGUCCAUCCAUACCUCGGUUGUUGUGUUCUAACAUUAUCUCUGACUCAACCAGUGAUGGCUGCGAUCAGACCAUCACCUGACUCACACAGUAGAUAUAUCUUUAACUGGGGCCACUGGGGAGUUGGGUUUGUGACUGAGAUCAUAGCAGUGGCAGCCAUGUUCCUGGGGAUGCGUCAAUCAUCACUACUCCUCCCCCAGCCAUGGGCAACACAUGUUCUGAUUGGCUAUGUGACAUGGCUGGCCUUAUUCAGGUCCCUCCUCCUGAUGCACAGGCACAUUUACAUCAAAAAAUCAGCCUUGGGACCAGAUGAUAAACAAGCCAUCCUCUCUGACCCAUCAGAACAUGGUUGCUGGGGAUCCUUCAUAAAGUCUCUCAUCUUGGCUGCCUUGGCUCUUGGAAACUCUGGCCUAUUAAUGGCCUUGCUGUCUUCUAUUGCUGAAAUUUGACAUGUAUUGGAAAAGAUACCCAAAUGCCAUUUUAAAAGGUGACUUUUUUUGUUGGAAUACUUAGCCUGAUAUCAGAAAUAACAAGGACCUUACCUUUAGUAUUCAGCACAACACACAUUCAUUUUAUUUUAACCAAAUAUAUGGUUCUUUUUUUGUAUAUCUGUGUAGUUACAUGUUUAGUUCAUUCCUAAACAACUCUAAUUAAAAGUUCAUAUUUUA